GCUUUUUUUCCUCUUCACAGAAAAUUCUCGCUCCUGCCACCACGUAGUCUUUCACUCGCGAUACCGUAUUGCGUUGUCUUAACUCGCGGGGCAGACUCGAAAGGGAACAAUCCUCAUUGGGAAAAAGGGCGUUAUCUCGGAGGUCUGGAAGCUUUUGGCACGGUAUGUUUUUGAGAAGGCUUCUUUUUAUUUUCUUUUUCAUUCCUUUCAGCCCCCGAAUUGGUUCGUCUUACUGUGGCCUGCUUUAUCAUUCUACUGUACUUGCUGGCCUUUCUUCCUUUCUCUCGACGUCUUUGCUGGACGAGGCUUUACCAUCUUUAUCGCUGUUCGUUGCGCGUUGUCCCUGCAGAUCUCAGCACAUGGAGAUCUUGCUUGACUACUGUAUAACGUUCUCGCAUGCUUCAUUCGUCAUUUGCUCAUAGUGCCCUGGUCGGCAAUUUCAUCGUCUACGUGUACUAGCGGAGGGCGUGUAGUUUUUCUGAUCACAUCCCGCACUCCAUCCUCAUCCCUCAUCUUCCCCUUCAGAAGCAUUAACAUCUUCGAAUACCACCUCUUAUUUGAAUCGUGUUUUGUCUUCCAUUUAUCUGUUACCUAACUCGACGAGCAAAUUCUCCUUCUUGCUUGAGAUAAUUGAUUCAUUAAUACUUUUUUUCUUUCUCACUCCGCUUUGUCAUUCGGAUCAUUCUUUUUCUGUCUGCUUAGUGUGCCGCACCGCACUUCUCUGUACUGACACCACUGCUUUGGUCAUGGGUUUUAAGCUUUGCUGUUGUUGCACAAACCUUUGGUCUUCCCCUCGCUCCCCGCCGGCACAGCCUCCACCGGGACAAACCCCAGACCUACCCACAUUACCCGACCCUGUUGCGCCCGACGUGUCAAGCGCAAUUAAAAUAAGUACAGUUCCAGAAAAACGAGAAGAAAGUACUGCUCCCGAAACGAUCCUCCCACCUGCCAAUCCGGAAUCCAGCACCACACCUGACCCGGGGAACAAAGAGACCAGCAGUCCAGCUCGUGUUCAUGGUCGCGCAACAAACACCGACAUGGUUUCUAAUAGCAGGACACCUUUGGGAGCUUGGCAUGCGGUGGCUGCGAAGGUAGUUGCCGCGAAUCGCUUUAGAGGAGCUGGGGUAUCUUCGCAUGUGGGGGACUUUAGGAUUGAAGAGCUUGGUGGGAAGGGUGGACAUCUUGUGUUUGGUCCGGUUGCUGUUUUCAAUGGAAAUGUUUCUCUUGGUAUCAAGAAACCAAUGACCGGCAUGACCCUUACAAUCACAUUCACGGGGGCUGUUGAGGUAGACAAGAACCGGGCGACGUUUCUUAGCAUUUCUCACGAGCUGCAUUCUGGGGGAAGGAUUCCGCACAUUCCUCUUCGGCUUCAACUUUCCCCAUCUCAAUCUCCCACCUACAUCUACGAGCCCCCUAAUUCACUACUCGAUGACAAUUCUUCAAUCGGAUCACGGAUAUUAGAGUUCAAGAGUAAGCCUCUAGAAAUCGUCUUCAUCCCCUACAUCGAUCCUGCCCUCGAAUUCCCCCCCCUCCCCCGACUUCUGCCUCAGGUAUUCCCCUCCAAGGAUAAGAAUUCGAAAGGGAAGGGCGUGGAUACAGCUCCGUCGUUAAAAUCAGUUAGCGGUGCCGAAUCUCCAACGAAUAGCAGCGACAUUGGACCCUUGAAGGUUCCCAAGCCAAAAUUAACCCUGACAACCGCAGAGCUCCCGUUGACUGCGUCGAGCAAUAGCACGCCUAUCAUUGACAAGCCUCGCCCUAUCGAUACAUCUGUCCUCAGGACGGUUUGUAUGACAGAUGAUGGGAAAAUUGUUGCUAGACUAACGAUCGAGCUCCAAAAGACCAGGUUUCUGCCGGAUGAUGAGAUAUCCCUACUCAUGCAAUUUGCUAUCAAAGAAGGUGAUACAAUGCCCAAAGGCUUCGGCAUUAGGGUAGUUGAAAAACGCUGCUUAGCAAGAAUGGAUCCGGACAUUAUACAAGACGAAGCUGCCGGCGAUGACGAUGAAGACAGCCUACCAAAACUUAACGUUAUCGGAAAGGAGCGUACCAAAGUUCUCACGGGAGGAAAGUUCGCCAUACACCCAGACAACAUCCGCAACGUGAAGCUGGCGGACCUCAAUAUUCCAGACCGCACCGAAUCCGCCGUCACUUCCCGGGAGAAAGGAGAUGAACCCGCGGCCCACCGAAACCUCCUUGGCGGAAAGAAGAUCGAAAUGCCGAUCCGCAUUCGCCUACCAAGUUUCAAAACCUUCAUUAGUGACAUACUCCUGCCCACUGUGGCGCUCCCACUGGGUAGUUUGUCAGCAUGCGAUCCCGCGCCAAGAAUCGGUCCGAUAGACGGUAUCCCCUCAUCCUCACCCCCAUCCUCUACCCAUCGCAACAAUAAGGGAAAAUCUCCAAUGGUCUCCAGCACACCCAGCCCCACCACCCCAGCCUCCUCCAUAAACCACAACCUUCCCUUGCUCCCACCGAAUCUCGGCUUGAGUUUCAUAGUAGCCCACGUCCUCCAAGUCACAGUUCCAACCUCCACUUCCUGGCUGAAAAAGCCGACAUCCAUCUCUAAAGACCUGGAGAUCUCAAUACCGAUUGUUCUCGGGAAUAUCAACCCCCACGCAGCACUCCGCAGGAAAGCACCAGACUUUAGAAUGAGCGUACUUGAAGAGCGAAGGUAUGGUGUUGGAGGGUCGAGUAGCAGCAGGAGCAGUAGUAGGAAGGGGAGUGUGGGGUCGGUGAGUGGGUAUGGUGUUGCUAGUGGGAGUGGUGGUGGUGGUGGUGGGAGGGCCACUGGGGGGUGGAGGGAGGGGGAGAGGUUUUUGACACUGAAGGAGACGGAAAUUAGGCCUGGGUUUAUCGGAGAGUUUUAGUAAUACAGCUGGGAAGUGAGAGAGAGGGGGGGGGAGGGGAAGAAGAAGAAAAGAGAAGCCCCCUUUUUUCGUCGCUUUUUGUUGGUUUUCCCUUUUUUUAUUCUUAUUUUUUAGCGAUUGUCCGGCGAGAUGUUGGGAGUUUGGGAUUAUUCCUGUCUUUGGGUUUGGUCAAGUUGGUAUAUUUACCGUAGUAGUUUCACCCAUCCUACUUCUAGCUCUGGCUCUACUUUUUUCUUCUUCCCUCCGUUAAUGUAAGCAGUGUAUAACCUUUUGUAAUUUCCUUUUUACUCUCAAGUGUUCGUGCCACCAAGUGGAGCAAACACAUAAGUUACAGGUAAUCAGUGAUUACCACCCUCUACCCCCCUCUCCUUUACCUGUUAUCACUAUCAUUCUUUAUAUAUAUCUAUUCCUUUCGUAGCAGACAGAAUACUUGGGAGGACAGCCUUAGUUAGCCUAUUUCC
Messenger RNA from Tuber melanosporum (Perigord truffle), 3322 nucleotides. RefSeq lists its product as uncharacterized. The transcript is spliced from 4 exons. The record is from RefSeq and is a predicted model, not a curated record. The coding region runs from base 747 to 2861 and encodes 704 amino acids. Lineage: Eukaryota; Fungi; Ascomycota; Pezizomycetes; Pezizales; Tuberaceae.